UUUGUGACCCCUUGUGCAACUGAUUUGAUGCAAUGCAGUCUUCACCUUGCUAUUCUGAUGCUGAAUUUCUCAGACAGCUCCAGAAUUUGCAUUGCCCCCAUCUUUUUUAGCCUGUCAUUUCACCAGCAAAGUUCUCCUGCACAAAAUAGCCGACAUGACAAACAAUCAGGAACAAAAUAGCCGGCAUGCCAAAUUUGUGAGAUGGAUGGGGGAAACGAAGGCCACUCUGCGUGAUUAGCAACGGCUGAGGAAUCUUGAUAUCAUGCAUCAAGUCUGAAGUACUCUCAGCUCUCUCUGCUGCAGGCCAAUGGAUGGGUGCUCACUGGAAAUUCAUGCUGUCUGGCAGCUGAUCAUUCAUCAAAUCCAAUGUUCACACGCAAUGCAUUCUCAUCCACGAUAUAAAUGCCAUGCGUUGGCUGGUCGUGCUGGGUGGGCGGCCGGCCAUGGACGUGACCUUCGUGUGCUCGUCGUCGUCGGGGGAGGGGCCGUUCAAGAUGGAGGUGGGCUUCUUCGACACCGUCCAGGACAUCAAGCACAAGCUCCAGGGGCGCACCGGCUGGCCCGCCGCCGCCAUGUCCCUCUUCCACGACGGCGACGCGCUCGUCGACGACGACAGCGCCGGCGCCGGCGUCACCGAGCGGUACGGCGUCGUGGAGGGCUCCGUCAUCCACGUCGCCCUCGACGGCGACGAGAGGCGGCCGCGUCGGAAGGAUAGGAAGGACGGGACCAGGAGGCCGGCCAGGUCGGCCAGGCGGGAGCGGGACGGCGCCGUCGCGCCGCCGCUGCGGGUGAAGGUGGUGUCGCGGUGCGGCGCGGGGCGGGUGGAGAUGGCGGUGCGCGCGCGGGGCGCGGUGUCGGCGCUGCGCGGGGAGCUGGAGCGGGGCGCGGCGUCCGGGUCCGGGUUCCCGCUGCCCCCGGACGGCGGCUACUUCUUCAUCCACGGGCAGAGCGUGAUGGACGAGGCGCGGUCGUUCGAGUGGCACGGCGUGGCCGCCGGCGACGAGGUCGUCGUCUUCGAAGGCUCCGUCACCAGGGCGCCGGCGUGCUGAACCGAGACCGGCCAAGACGCGCGUGCGUGCGCGUGGCGCCUGGAGCAAAUUUGUAGUUUGUUCGCGCGGGAAGAAGAUCAGAACUGUGGCUUCGCUUGGUUCGUUCAGUAUCGUCGUCAGAAUGGCAAAUCUUCCUUCCGAGUU
Messenger RNA from Hordeum vulgare subsp. vulgare (domesticated barley), 1193 nucleotides. RefSeq lists its product as uncharacterized. Lineage: Eukaryota; Viridiplantae; Streptophyta; Magnoliopsida; Poales; Poaceae. The coding region runs from base 408 to 1049 and encodes 213 amino acids. Gene Ontology annotation, biological process: proteasome-mediated ubiquitin-dependent protein catabolic process. The record is from RefSeq and is a predicted model, not a curated record. Gene Ontology annotation, cellular component: cytosol; nucleoplasm. Gene Ontology annotation, molecular function: polyubiquitin modification-dependent protein binding; ubiquitin binding; proteasome binding. The transcript has a single exon.